GGGGAGGAGCAGGAGCAAGGAGCAAGAAGCAGGAGGAGGAGGAGGGGGAGGAGCAGGAGCAAGGAGCAAGAAGCAGGAGGAGCAGGUACAGCAGGAGCAAAGGAGCAGGGGCAAGUAGGAGCUGGAGGACAGUCAGAGCCAGCCCCCAUGGCGGCCGCCGCGCGCUUCGCCGGGAAGAGCGUGGACGCGUCCGCCCCCAACUGGAGUGCCCCGGCGCUGGGCAGGCCGCUGUGUGUCAACGGGACGCCGUGGAUCCUCUACCUGCUGGAGGAGUGCGUGGACAACGUGUGGGAGCACUGCAGCGUGGUGAUAGGACUCGUGUCCAUGUUCUGCUUCCUGCUGUCCACGUUACCGCAGGUCUACGAGGCCUAUCGUAAUGGCAAAGUGGAGGAGGCCAUGUCUUUUGGCUUCCUCUUCUUCCUCUUCAGUGGAGACGUGACCAGCUUUGCAGGAUGCUACCUCACCAGCCAGCUGCCAAUUCAGGUGGUCACAGUGGUGUUCUACAUCUUCACCGACGUGAUCCUCAUCUCCCAGUUUCUCUACUACAAGAUCAAGAACAGCUCCAGCAGAAAGAGCCCUGUGUUGAAGUGGCUGUGCUCCACGUGGUGCGUCGCUGCCACGCUCGUCCUCCUGGCAUUACCCAAGCUCAUCGUAGACAAUAGUGCAAUCUUAGACACCCAGAGUCCCACUGCCUCUAAAUCAGUUGAAAUCACUGGCUACGCAUGUGGAUACCUGGCAUCUGUCUUCUACCUCUGCUCCCGUUUUCCCCAGCUCUAUAAAAAUUUCCGGCGACAGUCUACUGAGGGGACCUCUUACCUGUUGUUUGCCCUGGCCAUGAUGGGCAAUGGGACGUACGGUUUGAGUGUCAUCGUGGUCCUACCUGCACUGAGGGGCUCCAAACAGACAUUCAUCAUCAAACACCUGGCCUGGCUCAUCGGCAGCCUGGGAGUCCUCAUACUUGACUUCUUUGUCACGGCCCAGUUCAUCAUGUACAGAAAAAAACGCUCUGCUAAAAGCAAAGCGCUUCUCAGCGUCCCAGAGGUGGAACCUCUUCUGUGUGAAGAAGAGGAACUGUCGGUGUUAUAGGACACAGCACGGACACCAACUCGGACAAUCUUUCGUCGAGAAGGGACUGGUUAGUCUGCAUUUUUUGUUUUGUUUUUGACCAUUCUUUGGGGUUCUGUCUGAUCGGUGAUUUACUCAUAAUGAAGCGCAGAAAAUGGACACAUUGCCGAAAGCGUUGUGUGAACGAGGAAGCGGUGGAGCCAGCAGGGGAUUCCAGUACAUCUUUGCUGUCGGAUCCGAUUCACUGCAGUAGUGAGUGAGAUCAAGGUCGGAGCAUUUUUCCUUAACACUGGAGAUCAAGUCAAAUCAAGUACCUCUUUAGAAACAUUUCCUUUCAGGCGUGUUGGCAACACACAAGUCUUUUAUUCGAUUAUGAGCCCUCGUGUUUUUGAUUAAUUAUUCCUUUGGGGAUUUCUUGACCUUGUUUAAGCGGAAUAACUGAAUUUUUAUUCGCCGUCGGGGAGCGGAGACACCCAGAGGAGGAAGCUUCGAGCCAGAUGUCUUCUAACUUGAUGGAAGAACAAAGUGCCUGUUACAUUUACACUUUUUUUUGACAGGUUAAAUACUACUGUCUCAUAUACUAUAAAUACUACUAUCAAAGUAUUAUACUAGGAUUUUUUUCUCACCUUAUUUGGUAUUUUAGUGACGUAAAAUAAAUGAACCAGCAGUAACGUUUUUUGUUAUGUUUCGUCUUUCUAGUUUCAUUUCUGCAUGGUUAGCUGUAGCUAACGGGGAUUUGUCAUGAGAAAAAUAUAAGAUCACUAGACUUAUGGCUUCAUUGCAUAGAGUUAAACAGGAUGUAGAUGUCUGUCGUGGCAGUGGCUCCGCCUGAAAGAUGUUAGUUUGACUGCAGGGGAAUUUCAAGAAAAGGGCGUUGCAUUUCUCUGCUUGAGGAAUAUGUUGUUUGUGCCUUUUUAAGCUAAACAUAGUCUUAAUGUAAAUGCACUGUAUAGCUAUUUCGAAACUAAAUGAUUUAAAACAUGUAAUUAAGUUUGAAUCCUAAACUGCUGUUAUUUAUCGUCUCCAUUCCUAAAACAUUACCUGCCUCUGUACAUUUAUGUCAGAAGCAUUAACUGGUUAAGUCUUCCUGUAACGGCGUCCUGAAGAAGACUAUUCGAUUAUGUAAAAUGGCUCUAAUAAUAUGAAUAUUUGUUAACAUAGAAUUUUGUUUCUACUUUGCUCUACACAGGUCAAAUUUAUUUUUUAAAACAUGUCUCCCUUGGUAGCUUUCAGUGAAGAGUAACACAAAACAAAUAGAACAAAUAAUUGUGGUAUAUUGAUGAGCAGUUCAAGUAGAGAAAAUAUAAAUUUCAAUCACUAAGCAAAGCAUAUUGCUACUCAAUAUUGUGCCAAACGAUUGUGGUCAUGUCAUCCACUGAACCAACAUUCUGCAGCUUCCUCUACCUCAUUGUUGUGUGGACAUGUUUUAUUACUCCCGGCGUUCGUGUCUUCGUGAUGAGCUAACCUGUAAUCGGAGCACCGUUCUCCCGUCUGACUCUUAUUUGGUUAACACCUACACUGCUACAUGUGCGUGUCGGUCAGUGUCGUCACAAUAACCUGAGCAACGUGGCUGACCUUUUUGUUUAUAGUCUUUGUCAGGCAGCCAAGUGAUGCAAUAAUGUGAAUAUUAUGUGUAUAUAUUUGUUUGGCAUUUGUUCUGACUUUGUUUACUGAAGUAAAUUUAGUUAUUGCAGAUUAUUUUUAUAUUGCACGGCCCUCUCUUGGUUCCUUCUUAAAGAGCCCGAGAUACUUUUUCAAUCUAGCACAAAAAAGGACCUUUUAUUGUAUGUUUUGCCACUGUAUACUGUAGAACAGGUAUUUAUAAGACUAGUUUUUUUCCUGCAAUGGUGACACUGUAUUCCUGAGACGUAUAUAUUUUCUUUGAACAACAUUCUUUUUUUCUCUUUUUUUUAGGAUGUACAUGAACAAAUCUAUUGUAAAUCUGAGCUCUGUGCCCAUGAUAUGUUUCCAGACACCGUCUCCUUGUAAGUCCUGUAUGUAAAACACAAACACUACACUGUACAAAUAUGCUACAGAAAAGUUGAAUAAAAUGAAAUAAACCCCUCA
Scophthalmus maximus (turbot) is the source of this 3132-nucleotide messenger RNA. Its product is annotated as lysosomal amino acid transporter 1 homolog. The transcript has 7 exons. Lineage: Eukaryota; Metazoa; Chordata; Actinopteri; Pleuronectiformes; Scophthalmidae. Bases 148 to 1086 code for a protein of 312 amino acids. The record is from RefSeq and is a predicted model, not a curated record.